AUGCCACACGAUCCACCAAAAGUCUACCCAGACAUUUACCCUUUCAUAUCACCAAAGAAUUUCAAAGAUGCACACAAAGGAAAGCUUGCACUCAUCACCGGAGCGGGGGGAGACAUUGCACAGCAGAUCUCCAAACAUUUUGCCAUGGCCGGCGCCACUCUCGCGGUGACGGAUAUUACGCUCGACAAGCUGGAAUCAACGGUGGCACUAUGCCGAGAACAUGGAGCGAAAGUGGUUCCGUUUGCGUGCAACAUAAGCAAUGAAACUGAGGUGCAAGGACUGAUCAAGGAUGUAAAGGAACAGCUCGGAGAUAUUGAUAUCCUCAUCAAUGCCGCCGGGGUCUGUACUUCUAGACCCAUUCUCCUCGACUCGUUCGCUUCCAUCUGGCGAGAGAUAGAGAUCAAUCUCGGAGGAGUGCUUCUGACGAUGCUUAACGUCCUUCCCAGCAUGAAAGCUCGCGGCAAUGGCUGCAUCAUCAAUCUUGCGUCGCGUGCUGGGACUGUGUCUGUGCCAUAUCUUGCUGGCUACUCGAUUUCCAAGGCCAGUGUAAUCAAAGCAACCGAGAAUAUCCAGAAAGAUCUCGACGCGGACGGUCUUGGGGACAAGAUCCAGCUAUACUGCUGUCACCCAGGUGCUGUUUUGACCAGGUUGUCCAAUCGUCCCAUGGAUCCAGUGAUUGCGGGGGCGUAUCCGCAUCUGGCAACAAACCGACCAAAGCGGCUCAAAAGCUACCGAACGGCUGUAAAUUUGUGCGCGGCAGUUUGUGUUUUUGUAGCGACAGUGGCCAAGUCAUCGAACGACAGCAACACAGCCAGCCAAGAUCAGAUCCCUGUCGAUCAGCCGGGAGAGACACAAGAGACACGAGAAUCCCACGACGCCGAUCCUCUUGACUCACGCCUUGCUUCAGUAGAGUCCACAGCCAGCUCGCAUCGUGGAGACAUUCAACAGCUUGCGGCUGCUAGCAGAACGCUCGCUCAGAGUGAGAAUCAACCCGGUGGGAAUAUGGACGACAUCAACCUUCCAGAGGGACUCCCCGCCUCUGAUGAGCCUGGAAAUAUGGCAACGGGAAAUUUCUCACAUUCUAUCGAUCCUUUCUUCGGCGAUAGACGUGACUUGUGGCUUUCCGAUAACACUGCCGACGAAUAUUUUCACGUUUCUGAGCUUGAUCUCAAUAUGGCUUUAAGCUCGCCCUUCCAAUUUCUAGAAGCACAUCAUCCAAUCCCGCCUCCUCGAACUGUACAACCGUCACCGGGCCCAAAGGCAAUGCCGGACGCUGCCACGGCGGCGAGAUUGGACGUAGGUGACGCUGCCUCUACCUUUUCGUCCCAGAGCGGAAUGGAGAGUAUGCUUUCUCCGCCGGCGAGCAUGGAGAUGGAUAUCAACGAAUUCAUGGCUAGCGUGCACUCCUUUGCAGCCUUGACAACAGACGUAAAUGAUUUUGUACCGCCGUCAAGACACAGAGUCAGUGGUUAUCUUACGGCGUACGUCCGCUAUUUCGACCCCCACACUCCUUUAAUCCAUUUUGCAACUUUUCGACCCGCAAGGACUUCUCCUCCAUUAACGCUUAGUAUCCUAUCCAUCGGCGCCUUGUACGCGGGCGAACAAGAAACUGCCAUGUCUCUGUACAACGUUAGCAGUCAGCUGCUAAAUGCGCACGAAAAUAACAUUGCCCCCACCGAUCUCGACGACUGCGAUACUGUCGAACUUGUAUGGAGAUUGCAGACUCAUGUGCUAUUGGCUCAAUUUGCCGUCUGCCAUGGCACAAAUGUACUCCAUCAGGCCGGUCUUAGCCACCUUUUGAAGGCAGAGUUAAUGUUCCGAUCUGGAAUGCGUAGGAACAUAAAGCAUCAUUCCUGGGAUGAGUGGAUCCAGGUUGAGUCAUAUCGAAGGGCGAGCUUGUGGGUUUUGGUGCUCUGUGCAACUUUCCUCGCAGAUGGCCAAGCCACUCCAAUCCCUCUUCCGAACUUGGAAGAGUUCCACCUGAUUCUCCCAAGUCCCCAGGAUGUCUGGGUCGCAAAAUCUGAAGAGUCUUGGGACACCAAUUUCAAAAAAGCCCAGGAGGCUCCUCUCGCCCAGUUGGAAUUUUACCCAGCCCUUUCUAUGCUUCUCCAGGGUACGCAGAUCACUGCUCCUGUGAGCCCAUUUGGCCUGCUGUUGCUAAUCAGCGGUCUUGUGAUCCACGUUGUCACCCUGGAGCGCACCACCACCAUGCGCUUGCCUGAUCUUGAUGCAGAUGUCGAUCAAGCACCGUGGGUCGAAAAUAUGGAAAAGUCCCUUCAGGCAUGCGAGAGAACAUGGAAAAGUCACCCAAAGAGUGCUACAAAUCCGCUCUACUUCAACGAAGAUCCGCUUAUGUCCGACUGCAUUCCAUUGCUGAUGAUAGCCUAUUACCACACUUAUGCUUUUCGAAGGCUCAAGCUUCUCAAGGCAAGUCUUUGCGAGACAUUGGGGAACCAGUUGCCUUUCAUGCAAGCCCAACUAUCAUCAACUCAACGACAAUUCAUAAAUCCGUCGCCCCCAGUGGCAGAUCUCUCAUCAGACAAAGCUCUUCAUGAUAUGUUGAUGCCACGAACGGAGACGCAGUGGAGCACUCUUUGCCGUGCUGCCAAAUUUGCUGCUGCGCACCUGUUGCUUAGGGCCAAAGCGGGUUUCAAGCAUAUUGCCCGUGUAGGCCCUCUGGAGAUGGGCUUCCACUACGUGGUUGCUGGUUUUGAAGGAGCUAUCUUACUUGCGUUCUGGAUGUCCGCAGCCAUCAAGCAGCAACGAUCUGAUCCAGAUACACUAUUUUUACGGUCGGCUGUUCGUGAGAUCAUGGAGGAGAUGGACGAUCCGACCUAUCAAAGGGCGGACUUCGCGGCUGCGCCGCUUGGCGCACUGCGCUCAAUGAUGGAGAGUGGAUGGGUUUGGGGCUUACAAGAGCUGAGCAGCUGCAUAAGAUGGAAAUUAGACUCCAGCAAUCUCCAAGCCGGCGGAACGACAGGUCAGAAGAGUUGGGUUGAUCGAGAACAGGAGUAA
Molecule: messenger RNA, 3015 nt
Organism: Cladophialophora immunda
Lineage: Eukaryota; Fungi; Ascomycota; Eurotiomycetes; Chaetothyriales; Herpotrichiellaceae
Exons: 10
Coding region: 1-3015 (1004 amino acids)
Biological process (GO): DNA-templated transcription
Molecular function (GO): oxidoreductase activity, acting on the CH-OH group of donors, NAD or NADP as acceptor; zinc ion binding; DNA binding
Source: RefSeq, a predicted model, not a curated record